AUGGGGACGAGCUUGUACCGCCAAAUUCGGCGGUAUAUUCGUGCGGCUUACGCAAAUGCAGAUGCUUUGUUAAGGGCUGGUGAAAAAGAAUGCAUUAUUGGUUCCGAUGCACUGACUAAAGUCGAUAUUGCACAUCUACCAGCAAAUCGGCCUACUGAGGAUCAUUACGCUUCAGCAAAAUGUCUUACAUCAGAUGCUUAUCUGUUUGGUAUAGAUCAUCCUCGAGUAUUUGAUGGGCAUGCCGGCACGUCUUGUAGCCGUCAUGUUGCAAUGCAGCUUUAUGAUUAUAUAGGAGCUUCCGUACUGCCAAAACAUAUAGUAAACGACUUACCUUUGGAAAAUCGCAUUAAGUGGUUGUUUUCAAGUUUUGCUGAUUUUAACGGCUAUGAUAGAGAAGAACACUGGAACAACGUUCAGAAGUUUCACCGUGCUUUUCGGCAGAAUACGAGCAUAACUACUGUUAGGAAAUCGCUGGAGACUGCGUUCUGCGCUUUAGACAAUGAUUUUCUAACAGAAGCUUUGGUUGUUCAGGAUGGGCGGUUAUCUAGAAAUCGCGUCAAAGUAGUAACGUCUGGAAGCUGUGGCAUUGUUGUCCACUUACGUUAUGAUCAUGUACAUAUUGCAAAUGUUGGUGACAGUGCAGCUGUUCUGGGAGUUUGUAAUCAUGGCCACGUGUCGGCUCGACGCCUUUCGAGACCUCAUUGUGUCGAUAACGCGGAUGAGACUAAAAGAGUAUACGCUGCUCAUCCAGUUGCUGAAACAGGAACAGUUCUGCAAGGUGGCAGACUUUUUGGAGAAUUAUAUCCUUUGCGUGCUUUUGGCGAUGCUCGAUACAAGUGGCCAACAGAUAUACAGGAUAGAGUAUUGAGACCUUUUGGUGAAGUUCCACCUGUAGGUAUUAGAACGCCUCCAUAUUUAAAUGCAGAGCCAGAGGUGCUUUAUCAUCGCUUAACUUCUAACGAUCAGUUCUUAGUGUUAGCGUCGGAUGGAUUAUGGGAGUGGUUAGAUCCGGACACUGUUGUACGAUUAGUUUUUGACCACCAACUCGGCGCACAGACGUUGACACCUUAUCAACCACCCCAAGGGUCUUUACUAUCUCAAGUGAACGAGGAACUUAAACAGCGUGCUGUAGGAGAAAGCAAGAAACCCUUAGAUAGUAACAGUGCGACCCAUGUGCUGCGUCACGCCCUAGGAGGUUGCUCUGGAGGCCUUGAACAUCGCUACAAACGCCUAUCAAGUUUACUGCAUCUUCCCACUGGCAUUGCUCGGAAUUACAGGGAUGACAUUACCAUAAUCGUUAUACACUUCAAUCAAGAUUAUUUUAAAAUGCGGCAGUUUGAGUAG
Messenger RNA from Enterobius vermicularis (human pinworm), 1344 nucleotides. The record is from the annotation of a GenBank genome assembly. Lineage: Eukaryota; Metazoa; Nematoda; Chromadorea; Rhabditida; Oxyuridae.